Molecule: messenger RNA, 393 nt
Organism: Zygosaccharomyces rouxii
Lineage: Eukaryota; Fungi; Ascomycota; Saccharomycetes; Saccharomycetales; Saccharomycetaceae
Gene: RPS22B
Product: 40S ribosomal protein uS8
Exons: 2
Coding region: 1-393 (130 amino acids)
Biological process (GO): translation
Cellular component (GO): ribosome; cytosolic small ribosomal subunit
Molecular function (GO): structural constituent of ribosome
Source: RefSeq, a predicted model, not a curated record
AUGACUCGUACUUCUGUUUUAGCUGAUGCUCUAAAAUCAAUUACCAACGCUGAAAAAACUGGUAAGCGUCAAGUUUUGGUGAGACCAUCUUCUAAGGUCGUCAUUAAAUUUCUACAGGUUAUUCAAAAGCAUGGUUACAUCGGUGAAUUCGAACUAAUCGAUGAUCACAGAUCCGGUAAAUUAGUGGUUCAACUAAAUGGCCGUCUCAACAAAUGCGGUGUCAUCUCACCACGUUUCAACGUUAAGAUUGGGGACAUGGAGAAGUGGACUGCUAAUUUGCUGCCAGCCCGUCAAUUCGGUUACGUGAUCUUGACUACUUCUGCAGGUAUCAUGGAUCAUGAAGAAGCAAGAAGAAAGCACGUCUCAGGUAAAAUCUUGGGAUAUGUCUACUAA